Molecule: messenger RNA, 1947 nt
Organism: Prosopis cineraria
Lineage: Eukaryota; Viridiplantae; Streptophyta; Magnoliopsida; Fabales; Fabaceae
Exons: 12
Coding region: 607-1737 (376 amino acids)
Biological process (GO): cardiolipin biosynthetic process; CDP-diacylglycerol biosynthetic process
Cellular component (GO): mitochondrion
Molecular function (GO): phosphatidate cytidylyltransferase activity
Source: RefSeq, a predicted model, not a curated record
CACGGAUUUGAGUGUGACUUUGGUAUAUAUUCUGGCCUCGAAGGUUUUGAGAGACUAAACCAAAAAAAUUCGAGAGAGCUGGGAAUAUUGUAUCCAGAAGAAGCUUUACAUAUUGGUGAUAGUUUGUGCAAAGACUGCAAGCCGGUCAAGAGCAUAGGUUGCUUGUACUGUUACUUGGAUAGGUUCAAGUCACAUGAUGCUCAGAAAUGGAGGCAAUUUGUGAAUGGCCUUUACGUAAUGGCAUGUGAAUUGUUUUAUAAGUGGAAGGUGAUGGUUUCGAUUCCAUUUAUAUCAUUUCUUGAGGUUAUUAGAAGAGAAGCCAUCAUUUUGGUGCGAAGAAAAGGGAGAAGUAAUUUUCCCUUCCAUAACGAAGAGUUGAGAAUUCCUGUCGUUUUGACCCGACUUGGAAUUAGACCCAAAAGCAGUAAAGAUUAUGCAAUUGAUUGUUCUUGUUGGUUCUGAAGUUUGGACCCGAUAGUGUGGACAAUUGAGCAUAGUUCGCCACGCAGAGACGCGCAGAAAAAACUACUCUCAGAGAAUCCGGACACGAGUCUCAGAGUUAGAGUUGCCGCGCUCCUCUGAAGAGGGUCCCCAGAGGUGGCGCAUAUGGAGGAGAGGCAACACACUUUGCAAAAUCCACUUCUCCAAGCUAGGCAAAGGCCUUAUAAAUAUCUCAGCUUAAAGAAUGUUGUUACAAGCACCAAUAUUAAUGGCGAAUCCGCAUGUGAGAGUAAAAUCACGGAGGAUGAGAACAAAGCAGAAUUUAGGAAUUUUCUUAAAAUUCUUCCCCCUGUGGAGUUUGCCUGCGUCUAUGGCUCAUCCCUUCAUCCAAACAACCAAGACAAGUCAACCAUGACAGACUAUAUUCUUGGUGUAUCAGAUCCCUACCAGUGGCAUUCUGAGAACCUGAAAUUGAACAGAAAUCACUAUGCGUCGUGGAUGGUGCACCUUGGUGGCGCGAGACUGGUUACCGAAGUUGCGGAUAAAAUUGGUGUGGGAGUUCAUUUCAACCCUUUUGUUAGUUGGAAUAGAAAGAUGUUCAAAUACGGGGUUGUUCAAAUGCGUGACUUACUUAAAGAUGUACUCUGUUGGGAGAGGUUUUACUUGAGCGGUCGUUUACAAAAACCAAUUCAUAUAGUGAUAGAUAAUUUGGACAUUGCAAACGCCAAUUCUGUUAACCUGAGAGCUGCAAUAUCAGCUGCUCUUCUCUUUCUUCCUUCGGAAUUCACAGAGGAAGAUCUGUAUUCCAAGGUGUGUAGUCUCUCAUAUAUCGGUGACCUACGUAUGCUAUUUGCAGAGGAUAAAAAUAAGGUGAAAAAAAUUGUGACGGGGCAGUUUAAUCUAUUCCACUCGAUAUAUAAGCCAUUUCUCGAAGAGUACGAGGCUAAGAAGUUAUUGGGACUAUCAUCAACUUCUAAUGGCCAAAUAGAAGUCUUUCAGGAUUGUAACUUAUCAGCUGCUAGCUCUCUUGUCUCUUCUCUUUCUCCGGCAAUCAGAAACCAGAUGGGUAUGAAGUUAGGAGAGAAGACAAAAAUGAGUGAAACUGGACAAAUCAUAAAAGACGUUGCUUUUAGCUCGAGAGAAGAGGCUGCAAAAUGCUUGCAGGGUAUCCUGAGAAGAAGAGUUAUGAUUUCAAGUGCAAGACAGGCCAUUUCUGGUCUUCUGACUUCAGGUGGGAUCAACGCUAGCCGGUAUCUUGCAAAGAAAAUGAGCAAAGCCUGGAAGUCCUGGAGAUGAUGACGCUAGCCAGUUGAACAUCUUGAGAAUGAGAGUUUCAUGCUUAAUCAUUGAGCUAGAGAAGUUUGCAGAUAGACUGGUAUGGCAAUAGUUUGGGAAUCAUUGGGGAGUAUUAGGUGAAGAUUUUUUUUCUAUAAAUCUACCAUUAAGCUAUUGACCUCGCAGACGAAAAUUUUUCCGUUUAUUGAAAAGCCUGAAAUUUGAAGGUAA